AUGGAGUUUAUUAUGCACGGAGUAUCAAUAGCGAAAAGAUGGGGACAGUCGCGCUGGCGAGCGGGCGGCGCCGGAUGGCAGGGCAGCCGCCGGGCCGAGGCCUCCCCCAAGGCGGGGCCCCGGUCCCAGAAGCAGCUGGAGCUGAAGGUGGCGGAGCUGGUGCAGUUCCUGCUGAUCAAAGACCAGAAGAAGAUCCCGAUCAAGCGUGCGGACAUCCUGAAGCACGUCGUGGGGGACUACAAGGACAUCUUCCCCGACCUUCUCAAGCUGGCCGCCCAGCGCCUUGAGUACGUCUUCGGGUACCGGCUGGUGGAGCUGGAGCCCAAGAGCAACACCUACAUUCUCAUCAACACGCUAGAGCCGGUGGAGGAGGACGCGGAGGUGCGGGGCGACCAGGGCACGCCCACCACCGGCCUCCUGAUGAUCGUGUUGGGGCUCAUCUUCAUGAAGGGCAACUCCAUCAAGGAGACGGAGGUCUGGGACUUCCUGCGGCGCCUAGGGGUGCACCCCACCAAGAAGCACUUGAUCUUUGGGGACCCGAAGAAGCUCAUUACCGAGGACUUCGUGCGGCAGCGUUAUUUGGAGUACCGGCGGAUACCGCACACCGACCCUGUGGACUAUGAGUUCCAGUGGGGCCCGCGAACUAACCUGGAAACCAGCAAGAUGAAGGUUCUUAAGUUUGUAGCCAAAGUCCAUAAUCAAGACCCCAAGGACUGGCCGGCGCAGUACUGUGAGGCUUUGGCGGAGGAGGAGGCCAGGGCCAGACCUCAGACAGGUGGCCCGGCCCCUUCCUCUUGAAAAUUCGAGAGAUACUCAGAGGAACUCCUUGGGGAAGGGUCCGGGGCGCCGGGCUGAAGGAGAGGGGGUGGGAGGGACCUAUUUCUGUAACACUUAAAUGUAUAUAGUUUUGGGAUGUGCUUUCAAGGUUUUGUUCUCCUAGUAUUGUAAGUUAUUUCGUUAGAAGUUUUUGUUUAUAAAAAUACUAGGAGAUGAUUUGUUUCGUUCUUACUUGUUUUGCUGUCUGUAUUUUUCGUGUAAACGUUUUCCUAGCUUUAUAAAACUAAUUGGAAGACUUUGUACCAUGAUCUAGAAAUAGAUAUUUAAGAAAGAACAUAUCAAUAAGUGGCUUUGAUGCCAAGGAAAUAAAAGGGAAGUGGCUCUUACCUGGCCUCUUGACUACCCUACUUUGUAAGGAAAAAUGAAAAGUCUUCAUAAGUUGAAAACUAAAAUAUAGUUGCCUAUAUUGUGUUUUACCUUAAUACAGCUAUUUUAUGUUUAUGUAUUUUCCAUGUAUGUAAGCAUUAUGCAUUAUUCUAAGCGAAGUACGUACUGUAUUUUUCCCAAGUAACUUUUUGCGUUGAUAAUUAUUACUAGGUUGUGUGGCUGACCAUUUAGUACCACUUUUUCUUUUUGCUACGACAGUUAUAAUAAAUACCAUAUUUUGAAACAGUUAA
Messenger RNA from Vicugna pacos (alpaca), 1454 nucleotides. RefSeq names its product NSE3 homolog, SMC5-SMC6 complex component (gene NSMCE3). Lineage: Eukaryota; Metazoa; Chordata; Mammalia; Artiodactyla; Camelidae. The record is from RefSeq and is a predicted model, not a curated record. Gene Ontology annotation, biological process: negative regulation of transcription by RNA polymerase II. Gene Ontology annotation, cellular component: nucleus.